This is a messenger RNA of Syzygium oleosum, 2074 nucleotides long. RefSeq names its product furostanol glycoside 26-O-beta-glucosidase-like. The transcript is spliced from 5 exons. The record is from RefSeq and is a predicted model, not a curated record. Gene Ontology annotation, biological process: carbohydrate metabolic process. Gene Ontology annotation, molecular function: beta-glucosidase activity. The coding region runs from base 1336 to 1902 and encodes 188 amino acids. NCBI's taxonomy places the organism in Eukaryota, Viridiplantae, Streptophyta, Magnoliopsida, Myrtales, Myrtaceae.
CUGAACGAUAACAACGUAGAGUCUCUCCAUCUCUAUUUCUCCAGCACUUCGAUCCCGAGUCCCCUCCCCCUCCGCCUCCGCCUCCGCCUCCGCCGUCGCCUCCAGAGCCCGGCUCUCUCUCUCUCUUCUCCCUCUAGCACUCCCCCACCGCCUCCGCCUCCGACGCCGACGCCGACGCCUUCUGCACUCUGAAAAGUCGCGCACCCUCCGACGCGACGCCUCCGACGCCGACGACGAAGGCCCACGGCCCUAGCCCUAGCUGACGCCGACGUCGACGACGAAGCCCGACGCCCUAGCCGCCGCCCUAGGCCUAGCCGACGCCGACGCCGACGUCGACGACGAAGCCCGACGCCCUAGCCGCCGCCCUAGGCCUAGCCGACGCCGACGCCGACGCCUCCGCCUCCGCCUCGACUCGCUUUGCACCUCUCGACGCCGACCCAAAUAUACUGUGCUGCGGUCAGAUACUCGCCUUGUACACUAUAUGUCACAUCUUCCUUUUGUUUAGUUCAUCGAUUUAUGGUUUGGAUUUUGAAGUUUGGGUUUUAGCUUUUUUGAAACUUUUCUUUUUUUUUUCACUUGAUCGUCAUUUCUUGUUUACCCCUCCUGGUGAUGAGAAUUUUGCCGUGAUGUUAUUAAGGUUUGGAUGAUAUUCUUGCAAUCAGUUUAUGUUAAUCUUAUCUCGUUAUUUGUUCGUGUUCCAUAUAUUCCCGACUGCCUCCUGCUUCUGCUGAUUUGAUCAGUAACGACUUCAUGCCUCGCUCUCUCGUAACAAGUGUUUGUUUUUUAUUCUUUUGUUAGAUCACGUCUCUGUCUUGCUAGUGAGGUCGUAUCUGCGGAAUUUAUGUGACGUUCGAAGGCCCAAUGCUGUUAAAAUUCACGAGUCACCGGCGAAUGUGAGGGUUUUGGUAACUAGAGGCUCUGUUGGCUCGCUGAGAAAAUGCAAGGAUAGGGAAGAAGCAUCAUGCGGUGGCCUACCUUGAAUGAACUCAAUAAGUUCAGCCGUGUUUUCGCAUUCGUCGUGUCGCCGGCUUCAUAAUCAUUCGAUAGAGGAUGGGUUGUGUAUCAAUUUUUUCUACCCAUAUCAGGGAGAACACAAAAGGCCCUUACUACUGCCUGAUGAAUUGCCUUUGCAAAUUGAAUCAAUACAGAGUUACCACUACUUCUGCUCUUGCUAGCUAGGGGAUAUAUUAUUUCAUUUCUAUCAAUUCCUUUUGAAUUAGGGGGAAUCUGUAACGUUUUUUCUGCUUGUUUUUGUCCUAUUCUGGGCAUCCAUGUUGACGGUACUACUUAGAUAUAAGUUGAACAACCAGCGGCCUUUCAGAAAAUAGAUGCCACAUGAAUUUUGUGCUAGUUCAUUCCCCAUUCAAUAGUUCAUUUUCGGAGAAGCUCGACAAAAAGUCAUUUUUUCUCAAUAGGUUCAUUGAUCCGGUGGUGAAUGGAGAUUAUCCAAGCAUAAUGAGAAGCUUGGUGAAGGACAGAUUACCCACUUUCACUGCAGAGGAGAAGAAGCUGAUGAAGGGGUCUUUCGACUUCAUCGGUAUCAAUUACUAUUCAUCGACCUAUGCUCAAAACGUCCCAGAAGAUGAACGCAAAGUGCCAACUAGCUACUCUACCGAAUUGUCCGUGAAGGAAUCUACAACCAAGAACAGCAUACCAAUUGGUGCAAAGUCUGAAGGGAUUGAGUGGAUAUAUAGGUAUCCAGAUGGUCUGGUGCAAAUUUUGGACUAUAUAAAGCGGAAGUACCAAAACCCAAAGAUUUACAUUACUGAGUACGGUGUCACUGAAGCAAAGGUAGAGGGCCGUCCACUGGCCAAUGCACUGAAUGAUCCUCACAGGAUUGAUUGCUUGAAGCAGCCAAGUGGUACAAGGCUUUUCUCCAAGAUAACCGAUGACCAACCAUAACUGGCUGCUCUCAACUGUUGUCGCCUUUGUCUGAAUAUUCUGUUUUAUCUUCUUAUCAUAUAGUGAGCUGUACUAUUGUUUAUCAGAGUGAUAUCCUCUUUGGAAGUACACGUUACCAUGAGGAUUGUAAUUUGUCGGACUAGUGCUAUAAUAAUUUGAAGAGUUUCAAUAA